CCCAGUGCGAGAUGGAGCACAAGGCAGACGGCAUGAUGGAGCAGAUGUGCUCCAGUGACUUCGUGGUGAAGAUGCGCAUCAAGGAGAUGACAGAGGAGAACGGGGAGCGGCGGCUGGUGGCCGCCCAGAAGAAGAAGGUGCUGAAGCUGGGCCCGCUCAAGCGCAAGGACACCAAGAAGAUGGUGCUGCACAUGAGGAACGCGGGCGCCUGCCCCUGCCCCCAGCUCGACAGCCUCAGCGGCAGCUUCCUGGUGAUGGGCCGCAAGGUGGGCGGCCGCCUGCUGCUCCUCGCCAUCUACCCCUGGCAGAAGCACAACAAGGAGAUGAAGUUCGCCGUCAAGUUCAUGUUCUCCUACCCUUGCCCCCUCUACCACCCCCUGCUCUAUGGGGCCGGGCAGCACUAGGGCUCUGCCCACCCUGCCCCAGGACUCCUGCACUGGCCUGACACUGCACCCCAGCUGUAUCCCUGGUUGUACCCCAGGACCCCAGCUCUGCUGCCCUCAGCCCCUUGACUGUGCCCCAGGACCCUGCUCUGCGCUCCCAGCAUUCCCAGACACAUUCGCAGGAGCCUGGAUCCACAGCCAGGACCCCUGCCCUGUCCCAAGAGCUCUGCUCUUCACCCCCGGGACCUCUGCUCUCCUCCAAGGAUCCCUGCCCCCACCCAGGAGCUAAGGCUGCACCCAGGACCCUUGCUCUGCAUGCUUGUGAGCAUCCCCUUGGCUACCCCCAAGCCCUCUGCCCAGCACCCCAGGGACCUUUGCAUGCACUUAGAAUCCCUGCUUGGCCCUCUUGGGACCCUUUGGUUGCACCCGAGACCCCUGCCCUGUGUCCCCAGCCCUAGACCCCUCCAUUCCCUGCUCCAGCCCAAAGCAUCCCACACCCUCACCCCAGCCCUGGAUUAUCCCACCUUCGCGGGGAUAUACCCCAGCCAAAGAGGGUCUCUCCUGCCCCACUCAAGACCAGAGCAGCACAGCCCCUGUCUGGGUUCUCCCACCCUCCCCAUCCCAGAUGGCUCAGUGUCCACUUCCCAGCCCCUCCAGCCCAGCCCAGCCCUGCUGCAUCCCUCACAUCCCUCGCCAAGGCACAGCCCAGGCACCCUUUGCCCAUCCACAGCGCAGUAAAGUACGUCACCUCAGAGAAGCCUGUGUCCAAAUCCCUGUGGUUCAUGGGCAACCUCCCCUUGGGGUCCAGUCAGAGACCCCAGGAAGGAUGGGAGGGGGCACCCAGUCCUGCCCGCUGAGUGGGGUGACCCAAGGGAGUGGGGUCACCCUGGGCUCUGGCUCCAGCCCUGCUCCAGGCUCCGUGCCCAGAGCCGGGCAGCCUGGCCAAGAUGAGGGAGGAGGUCCCCAGUGGUCACAGGAAUUGCUGGAGACAUAGACAUCCCUGCCAUGCUGGGGAGCCUGGUGAGAUCAGGAGGA
Calidris pugnax (ruff) is the source of this 1418-nucleotide messenger RNA. RefSeq names its product secreted frizzled-related protein 5-like. Bases 12 to 404 code for a protein of 130 amino acids. The transcript is spliced from 2 exons. Lineage: Eukaryota; Metazoa; Chordata; Aves; Charadriiformes; Scolopacidae. Gene Ontology annotation, molecular function: protein binding. The record is from RefSeq and is a predicted model, not a curated record.